GGGGGUCGAAUUGAGGAGCCGUGAGGUGAUUGGCGCUCUCCAAGCAACCGCGGUCCCUCGGUAGUCAACUGGCACAGCGACCAGUUCUCGGGUCACAAGGGAAAUCGAACGGCUGAAGGCCUCGGUGUCGCGCGUGGACUCUUGGCGCGCGGGCAGCGCUGCUUAUCACCCGGAGGGAUUCGUUCCUCCCUGGCCUUCUCGGGAAUGAAGGCCAGCAGAGGCUGGGAGGGAGGCUGCUGAGCAGGACCCACCUGUUUUACACCUGGCAGAAGCCCAGAGGUCCAGGUGACUUACUUCCUAACUCAGAGAUGGAGAUAUCAGGCUCAUCUUCUACCAUCUCUGAGCAGCAGCUUCGAAGGCAAGAGGGACUGAACAACACCAAAACAGACGUGGCCAAGCAGAGUCUCAUCUCAUCUGAGCAAUGGCUCCAACUGCAUGGGCUAAAGAGCAACAAAUUGACCUUGAAACAGAUUUUGUCACAACUUGGAUUUCCACACUGUGAAGAUUAUGUGGCUUCUCUGGGAAGACUUGUGGCCUCCCGGUAUGCCGAAGGCCUGUUUCCACGGGUAUGCAGAGCAGAAGAUGGCACAGCAUACAAUCUGAUAGCCAAGUCAGAACUGAUCUGUCAAUUUGUGGAACAUUUAACACAAGCUGUGGAGAGCUAUAAGCAGCGGAUGGACUGGCUCACCAGCAGAAGCCGGCAGAUUUUUGGUGUCAUCUUGGAGCAGUGCAUCACCAUUGUGCUGGAUUUUGGUGGCAUGUGGAAAGAGGAGCUUAAUCUGUGCCAAGAUGCUCUGAAAAUGGUCCUCCAGGAGCAGGUGGCUCACAUAGCCAAGUUUAAUAUCAUAUGGGCCUCUCAAGAGCCUGUGAAGUGGCAGGAAAAUGCUGCUCCUGUGAUGGAACAAUCUAUAGCUGCCGCCAUCAGCUGGGUUGAGCAACUGACCUUUGAGUGGGCUCUGAGACCAACUUGCAGCCUGGAUGCUCUGCUGGAAGCUGGGAAAGAUAAAACUAUUGAAUCCAUUUACUACUUUGUGGUGGGGGAUAUUCCUGAGGAAUCCAAGCAGCUUCUCCUCCAGAGGGCUUUGGAGAUCCCAUGUCCUGUCUGCACCGUGUCCUUCAAUGCCAGAGGAGAAGACACUAUAGCUUUCUUAAAGAAUCUAAGUGCCAACACCCACAGCAGAUUCCAUGCGUUUGCAGAGAGAACAGAGUGUGUGGAAUUUCCUGCAUUCCCCCUAAAAGAUGGUGACAGUGUAGUGACUUGGAAUUCAAGGAAACUGAAAGGAAAACUCCCUCCAGGAGCUGAGGUCCGAGAGGAUGUGUUUCUCAUUUGGAGGGAGAUGGAGGAAGCCUGCAGUACACUGGCCCAAAUCCAGAAGCUGGUGGCUGAGCCUUCGAAGUCUGAUGUGGCCACAUUAGACUGCGAAUCAGGAGCAACCUCUGUUGGAAAUGAAUCAAAUCUAGAAGACACCUGGGACUCUAAGAAGUGGCUGCAGAAAUAUGGCAUAAAAGCCCAAAAUCUGUCAUUUUAUGAUGUCCUUGCCAACUGCUCCUUCCGCCAUGCUGAUGGAGUUGUCGACAUAAAAGCCAAGCCUGAGAAUGAGUACAUACAGACCAGUGCGGAGACCAACAAGAAGAUAGUCCAUGCGAAAUACUGUAGCAGAUUUGUCCAUGUCCCCUGGAAGGAUGGGAGCUUGGUUCACGUCUGCAUUACCAAGGAGAAGUGCACAUGGUACAGUGAGAGAAUUCAUGCAGUCCUGGCCCAGAUCCAGAGGAGGAUUAAAUGGCUACAAGAUGGAAGUCAAAUCCUUUUUGGGAAAGUGUGUAAUGAUUGCGUCUACAUCCUCAUUGAUACAUCUCACUCAAUGAAGGGCAAACUGGACUUGGUGAAGGACAAGAUCAUCCAAUUUAUACAGGAACAGUUGAAAUUUAAAAGGAAAUUCAAUUUUGUGCAGUUUGAUGCUCAAGCAGUUGCUUGGCAGGAAAAACUUGUUGAAAUCAAUGAAGAUAAUUUGAAAGGGGCUCAGUCCUGGGUUAGAGACAUGAAGACUGGGAGUUCCACAAACACUCUGAAUGCCCUGCAAAUUGCUUUUGCUGAUGAAGAAACACAAGCAAUUUACCUUUUGACAGAUGGGAGACCUGAUCAGCCACCUGAAAUGGUUAUAGACCAAGUCAAAGAUUUCAAGAAAAUUCCUAUUCAUACCAUCUCCUUCAAUUACAAUGAUAAGAUUGCAAAUGGCUUUCUGAAAGAACUUGCUUCUUUGACUGGAGGAGAGUUCCAUUCUUACAAAUUUGGCUUCAAGGAUCCCUGGCCCCCAGAGGCUCUUCAGAAUGAAGAUCUCACUCUUUUAAUUAAGGAAAUGGAACAAGGACGCAGUGACCUGGAGAAGAUGCAAAAUCUUUAUUCUGAGUCCUUGAUCAUGGACUGGUGGUACAACGGUGAAAAGGAAGGAGACAAGCAUCAGAAAGAAAUCUGUUCCUUGGUUUCAACCCCAGAAAAAUGUGUAGAUCCUCAAUCUGAUGUUGAAGCAACACUGGUGUCCUCCCUAAAAAUGUCAAAAAUACCAGGGGACCUUUCAAGUCAAAAGAUUCAGAAAAAGAAAGUCCUCCAUGCAGAAUCGACCAAAACCAGCAUGCUCAGAAGCCAGAUAUCCACCCUGAAGAGCUCAGCUUGCAGCAAGAAGGACAACUUUUCCAAUUUCAGCAACUGGAACACUCCAAGUGACAGAGAAACGAGCAUCCUGCUGACAAAUGAGUAUCCAGAUGACAAAUCAUUAAGAAGGUUGACUCCAGAAGGAAGCCAAGGUUAUGACCAGGAUUCUUCAGGUAUGUCUUCAGUAAACUGGCUCAAGACCCAUGGCUUGGUUGCCAGGAAACUCACCAUGAUGGAUGCCUUGUCAGUGACAGCUGUCCCUCACAGCCCCACCUACAUUCCCGUUCUGGACAAGCAUGUUGUUUCCAAGGUCUUUGAUGAGGUGUUCCCUCUGGCACAUGUGUGCAACGACACAAACAAGAUGACAUUAAUUAACCCCCAAGGAGUCAAGCUUAAUAUCUACAGGCAAAAAGUGGAACAGGCAAUUAAAUCCUAUGAAAAGCGAUUGAAUAAAAUUGUUUGGCGAGCAUUAUCUCAAGAGGAAAAAGAAAAGUUAGAUGCAAACAAACCAAUACAGUACUUAGAAAACAAGGCAGCUUUAAAUGAGGCAUUAGAACGACUGAAUUGGCCCAUUUCAUUGAAAGAGCUGUCACUGCUGGAAAAUGAAAUCCUAGCUGGGAAAAUGUACAUCCAGCAGGCUAUGGAACUCCAGGAGGCUGCCAAGAAGGAGAAUCAUGUGAGCAGGGCACUAGCAGAGCAACAGAAAUUUCAAGGAAAUUCAACAAAGAAAAUCAAAUCCAAAAAAUUGGAUCACCUCAAAGGCCAGAAGGUUAUUGCAAGAUGUGAAGAAAAUGGCUUUUAUUUUCCAGGGGUCGUGAAGAAGUGCAUAAGCCCAACCCAUGCACUGGUAGGCUUCAGGUACGGAGACACCAAGGUUGUGCCCAUCUCAUUCAUCACGCCUGUGGGUGGCGCCAUGCCCUGCCCACUGCUCCAGGUUGGAGACUAUGUAUUUGCCAAAAUUGUGAUUCCCAACGGAUUUGACUUCUAUGUCCCUGCCAUUGUCAUAGCAGUUCCAAAUCAGGAUGUGGCUGCAGAUAAAUUCUACACAGUUUUGAAGUGUAACAACCGGAGAGAAUUUUGCCCUCGGAGUGCACUUAUUAAGAUCAGCCAAAACAAGUAUGCUCUCUCUUGCUCCCAUAUAAAGUCACCCCCAGUUCAGGAGGAUCCAAAAGUGGAGAACGUGGACAUGAAGAACUCAGCGUUCCUUAUUAUGCCAGCCAAGGAAGCUGGUGCCCCAGAUUUACGAGAGCUGAGACAGGAGAACCCUAGGAGAAAGAAAAAGAAACCUGCCAAAAGGCUGCCUCUCCUGGAAGUGGUGUCCUCAGACUCAGACAACCCUUUACAUGGCAACAGGUUCCAAGAGUCCUUCCCCAAGAGAUACCCCAAGCCCGAUGGGAGGGGGACGACAUUGUUUAUCUCUGGAACACCCUGA
Messenger RNA from Pteronotus mesoamericanus, 4082 nucleotides. RefSeq names its product von Willebrand factor A domain containing 3B (gene VWA3B). The record is from RefSeq and is a predicted model, not a curated record. Lineage: Eukaryota; Metazoa; Chordata; Mammalia; Chiroptera; Mormoopidae.